GCUGGUACAGAGGAUCUGUUACUUUAAUCAGCUGCUUAAAUCCAACAUUUUCAACUGCUCUGACGGAAAAAAAGAGAAAGGGGAAAAAAUAUAUUUAAAGCUGUAACGACAGAGAAAGUUUCUGAUGAUUUUUCUCUUGCAGAAUAUCCUGAUCAGUUUGUGUUGUUGAUGGCAGCAGAGUCUUGCAGCUCUGCAGUCUUCAGUCAGAGAAUGAGAUUUUGCUGAGUAAAACUUUGGAUCUACUUUUUAAAAAUGGCCUCACAUCGACAGCGAAGAGAGAGCAUGGAGUUUAUAAUAGAUUUUUCUUUACCACAGAGCAGCUCAGAAACUAAAGAGCAGCCAUCUAAACCUCAGGCUCUGCCUGUACCAGAUCUUAUCCAGACUAUGAACAUCUCAUCUAGAUACAAGGUAAUCAUCUCCAACAGUGUUCUGAUCAGUUCAGGACCUCCUGCUGUCUACCAGCUGAGACCAAAGAAAGAGAAGUUUCCAACUGUGACAAGAAUGACUGUUGGUGAAAAAAAUCCAGACAAACCAAAUAAAACCAUCUUACUUGUGGGUAAAACAGGAGCAGGAAAAUCUACUCUGGUCAACGUUCUGUUUAACUACAGCAUGGGAGUGAAGUGGGAGGAUGAAGUCUGGUUUCAGAUCGUAGAGGAGGAGAGAAAUGAAAGGCAGUCACAAAGUCAGACAUCAGGUGCAAUUGUAUACGAGAUCUUUGGUUUUGAAGAUCAAACUCUGCCCUACUCUCUGACCAUCAUCGAUACUCCUGGAUUUGGAGACACCAGGGGAGCUGAACAUGAUGACAUCAUCAGUCAGCGAUUAUUGGAGUUGUUUGGAUCAGAGGAUGGAGUUCAUGAACUUAAUUCAGUGGGUCUGGUGAUGAAGGCGACAGAUAAUCAACUGAGUGAACAACUAACGUACGCCUUUGAUUCAGUGAUGUCUCUCUUUGAAAAAACACUGGAGAAAAACAUUGUAGCUCUCAUCACACACUCAGAUGGAAAAAGACCUAGAAACACUUUUAAAGCUCUUGAAUCUGCAAAAUUUAAAUGUGCCAAAAAUUAGAAGAAUCAGCCUGUUUACUUCUCGUUUAAUAACAGUCAGCACGAAGCUCGAGGAGACGAAGAAGAAGAAGAAGAAUACCUCAAACAUGAUUAUGAAAUCUCAGAGAAAGGAAUGAGAAAGUUCACAGUGUUCCUGAAAAAAACUACACCUCUAAAGACAACACAUGAAGCGUCAAAGGAAUUUAUCAGACUGACAGCCUGCAUCCAAAACCUGCAAGAAAGAAUCAAAUUCACUGAAGUAAAAGAAAGAGAGAUGAAACAGACUCAAGAAGCUCUGAAGGAACAUGAAGAAGAAAUGGAGAUGAAUGAUGAGUUAACUGCAUUUGAUGCUGAGGUUUAUAAACAUAAAGAACUUAUCAGAGUGAGUCGUCCUGGUUUUAAAGCAGCUGUCAGUUGUACAGUCUGUCAGGAGAACUGUCACUAUCCUGGAUGUAUUAUGGCUUUAACUCACUGUGAAGUUUUUAUAGAUGGUCGUUGUACUUCGUGUACUGGAAAGUGUCCUGUAACAGAUCAUGUAAAAGAAGAGUGGAGAUAUGUGACCAGGAUAAGAAAAGUUCAGAAAAAAGAAGCAAAAAUGACACAGAGUGAUAAGAAGGAUCAAACAGAAAUUGAGAAAACAUUGAGUCAUUUGGAAAAUCUGGAAAAGGAAAUGAAUCAGCUGACAGUGGAGAAGGCACAAUGGCUGGAUGAGUCCUACCAACAUAUUAUUGUUUUGGAGCAGAUCGCUCUGAAAGCUGAUUCAGCGUCCACUAUUGUCCACUUAGACUUCCUGAUUGAGAAGAUGAAGGAGAAAGCAGACAUAGAGAAGGUCCAGAAACUGGAGGAGAUGAGAAGCAGAGUGGAUGAAGGAACCAAAGAAGCACUGCUGUACAAGACUUGUGUCAUCUCAUCACAAUAUGAAGACAUCCUCUCAAACAGUUUCCUGAUGCAUUCAGGACCUCCUACUGUCUACCAGCUGAGAACAAAAAAACAGAAGUUUGGAUCUUUGACAAAAAUGACUGUUGGUGAAAAAAAUCAAUACAAGAUAAAUAAAACCAUCUUACUUGUGGGUGAAACAGGAGCAGGAAAAUCCACUCUGAUCAACGCUCUGCUCAACUACAGCAUGGGAGUGAAGUGGGAGGAUGAAGUCUGGUUUCAGAUCGUAGAGGAGGAGAAGAGAAGUCAAACAGACAGUCAGACAUCAGAUGUGAUCGUGUAUGAGGUCUUUGGUUUUGAAGAUAAAACUCUGCCCUACUCUCUGACCAUCAUCGAUACUCCGGGAUAUGGAGACACCAGUGGUACUGAACAUGAUGACAUUAUCAGUCAGAGAUUGUUGGACUUGUUUCGAUCAGAGGAUGGAGUUCAUGAACUUAAUUCAGUGGGUCUGGUGAUGAAGGCAACAGAUAAUAGACUCAGUGAUCGACUUAGGUACAUCUUCAGUUCGGUGAUGUCUCUGUUUGGAAAAAAUCUGGAGAAAAACAUUGUAGCUCUCUUCACACACUCAGAUGGAGGAACACCUGAAAAUGCUCUUCAGACUCUCAAAGUGGCAAACAUUAAAUGUUCCAGAAAUGAGAAAAAUGAACCUGUUUACUUCCUGUUUAAUAACUGCCAGGAUAAACAGCGAACGGAGGAAAUUAAGGCUUUGAAACAUUCAUGGGAAUUUACACAGAAAGAAAUUGGUCGUUUGGCUGACUUUUUAGGAAAAUCAAGCCCUCAGAAACUGAUGAGAACAGUUGAAGUUCUGAACGAACGCAUCAGACUAAACGCCUGCAUCCAAAACCUGCACGAGAGAAUUGCGUUUAUUGAGGAAAGAAAGAACGAAAUCAAGCAAACUCAAGAUGCUCUAAAGGAACAUGAAGAUGACAUGAAGAAAAAUGAGAAGUUUAGUAUAGAACUCCCUGAGGUCUACAAAUUUAAAAAACGAAUCAAGACUGAGUGGCAUUUUUUGUUUGGUGGUUAUGUAGGAGCUGUGUGCUGUAAUAUCUGUGAGGAGACCUGUCACUAUCCUGGAUGCACAAUGGCUUGGAGACCUGAAUACUGUGAGGUCAUGAAAGGAGGCCUCUGUACUUCAUGUACCAGGAAGUGUCCUGCAUCAGAUCAUGUGAAAGAAAAGUGGAGAUAUGUGACCCAAACUAGGAGAGUUCAGAGGACCAAAGAAGAAAUGAAAAAAAAGUAUGAAAAGAAUAAAACAGAAAGUGAGAAAAAGUUGACUCUUCUGGAAAAUCUGGAAAAGGAAAUGAAUCAGUUGACAGCAGAGAAGUCACAAUGGUUAGAUGAAUCCUACCAACAUGUUGUCAAACUGGAGCAGAUCGCUCUGAAAGCUGAUUCAGCGUCCACUAUUGUCCACUUGGGCUUCCUGAUUGAGAAGAUGAAGGAAGAAGGAGACACAGAGAAGGUCCAGAAACUGGAGGAGAUGAGAAGCAGAGUGGAUGAAGGAACCAGAGCAGCUCUGCGGUACAAGAUUGUUCAAAUACCAUCAGCUCUGAGAUACAAGUUUGUAAAAGCUGGAAAAACCUUGUGUAUGGUAAAGAAAUAAAUAAUGAUCUCCUGAUACCACUUCAACCCAUUUCAGAUUGUAUACUUCACACAGUAUUUUAUUUAUUUUUCAGAUAUUAUGUUACUGCCUGACUUAGAGGAAAAAUUCAGUUAGUGAUAACAGAGUGCAGCUUUUUGCUGCCUUUAAAGUUGGAAUUAUUAAAGAGUAAAAUUAAAAGUGGCAUGAUAAACUGAACUUUAGUUCAGGGGCUGGAGCCUUUCCCAGUUACCAUGAAUAGCCAUUGCGUAAGAGGCAGGGUAUAACCUGGAUAGGUCACCAGCCUGUUGCACGGCUAAAACAGAGAGACAGACAAAGAUUCACACGUAUGGGCAAAUUAGAACUACAAAUUAACCUAACCCCACUCACUGCAUAUAUUUGGGCUGUGGAAGGAAGCCAGAGUACACAGAGAGAACCCAAGCAGUGUGACAAAGUGGAGGAGCAGUUGUAAAGCUCUCCAUUUGUCCCAUAUGUGUUUACUUUAUUUUGCACAUUGUACACAUUAUUCUGUUUCUAUGUAUUUGCUAUGAUUUGCUAUUUGUCAAGUAACAUUGCUUCACUCACUAUCCCGGGUUUGUUUGUGUAAGCGUUCUGUUGCCGGCAAAUCAAACAUUCUGCAAAUUAAGACAAAUACUAAGUUAUGUUUCUUUAUAUUUUAUUAUGUUACAGAUUAAGUCAUUUGUUCAUACUUACUUUGUUUGUCUUUUCAGUUUUCAUGAGGGUCAGGUGUGGGGAAACACCCGCCUGGCAUUUCCUCAUUUUAAAAUCCUGAUGAUGUCACACAUGACAUCAGCGGGUCAAACUAA
Oreochromis aureus is the source of this 4379-nucleotide messenger RNA. RefSeq lists its product as uncharacterized. Gene Ontology annotation, molecular function: GTP binding. The coding region runs from base 1174 to 3576 and encodes 800 amino acids. Lineage: Eukaryota; Metazoa; Chordata; Actinopteri; Cichliformes; Cichlidae. The record is from RefSeq and is a predicted model, not a curated record. The transcript has 4 exons.